Messenger RNA from Geodia barretti, 1317 nucleotides. Lineage: Eukaryota; Metazoa; Porifera; Demospongiae; Tetractinellida; Geodiidae. The record is from the annotation of a GenBank genome assembly.
AUGGUGAUUUGGGGCACCACGGACGCUUAUGGCAAGACAUCCAAAUAUCGUGCUGAUGGGAAUCGAUUCCCUCCUUGCGACCCACAUGAGUUGUUACGGUAUCAUCACCUUACCACACCGCACAUCGAUCGGUUCGCUCAGGGCGGAACGCUCUUUGAACGCACCUACAGUCCGCACGUCCCGACCACCAGUGCCUAUGCGUCAAUGCUCACCGGCAUGGAUGUUUUUGGUACGCAGGUGGUCGCGCUACGACACAAGGGUCCCCUCAGACCCGAAAUCAAAACCCUCCCCGAAAUCCUUCGAGAGGUCGGUUACGAGACAACCUGUGUUGGUUUCAGCGGCAACCCCAGUUCGCGUGGAUUUGAUAACUACCUGACCUAUUCGGGUUGGGGCAGUUGGGAGGAACGCCCCAGCCCGAAAGCGCAGAACCUCAACGAGGUCACAAUCCCUGAACUUGAUCGUCUUGUCGAGGGGGGAAAGCCUUUCUUCCUGUUCUUGCGGCACAUGGACCCGCAUUCCCCAUACCUUCCACCGCCUCCGUAUGAGCGGAUGUUCUAUCACGGCGACGAAUAUGAUCCAGAGAACAGAUCGAUGGAGCCGGUGAUGGAGUUUAAGCCGUUCUGUGACUAUUUUGCGAGAUGGAUGCCCCCCGGCGUCACAGACAAGGACUACAUUAUCGCCCAAUAUGAUGGUGCGAUUGCCUAUAUGGACGCUUGUAUUCAGACUAUCUUUAACGCCCUAGAAGCGCACGGCAUCUUCGAUGAAACCAUCGUCAUCGUCAAUGGAGAUCACGGGGAGACGCUCUACGACCAUGAAUGCUGGUUUGACCACCACGGGAUUUAUGAUGUUACGCUGCAUGUGCCGUUGAUUAUCCGUUAUCCCGGCAAAGUUCCCGCCGGAAAGCGGGUCAGCGGGUUCAAUCAGCAUAAAUCACUUGUGCCAACCAUCCUUGAAUUGGCGGGAAUCGAAACAAUAAUUCCGUUCGAUGGAGGGAGCUUGAUGCUGUUGGUCAGAGGGGAAGUCGCUUCCUACGAAAGCGAGUUUUACCUCACGGAAUGUACUUGGAUGCGGAAGCACGGCUGGCGCACACCGGAAUGGAAGUUGAUUAUCGCCCUAGAGCCGGACUUCCAUUUCAAACCACCGGUCGAAUUGUAUAACCUCAUUGAGGAUCCCGAUGAAAACAACAACCUUGCUGAAGUCUAUCCUGACCUCGUAGCGUCCCUCGAAACGCGAAUGCAGAGAUGGAUUGCCAAACGCGAGGCGGAAAACGGGCUUCAAAAAUCCGAUCAUGACGCAGAGCGAUUGGCACGGUCAUGA